AUGCUCCUAGACGCUGGUGCCGAUGUGAGGGCUCAGGGUGGUUUUUUUGGCAAUACCCUACAGGCUGCGGGUGGUCAUUUUGGUAAUGCCCUACAGGCUGCUGGUGUAUACGGGAAAAGCAGUGAGAUUGUGCAGAUGCUCCUAGACGCUAGCGCCGAUGUCAAGGCUCAGGGUGGUAAAUACGGUAAUGCCCUAUAA
Messenger RNA from Penicillium odoratum, 198 nucleotides. RefSeq lists its product as uncharacterized. The coding region runs from base 1 to 198 and encodes 65 amino acids. The transcript is spliced from 2 exons. The record is from RefSeq and is a predicted model, not a curated record. Lineage: Eukaryota; Fungi; Ascomycota; Eurotiomycetes; Eurotiales; Aspergillaceae.